This is a messenger RNA of Diaporthe citri, 447 nucleotides long. RefSeq lists its product as uncharacterized. Lineage: Eukaryota; Fungi; Ascomycota; Sordariomycetes; Diaporthales; Diaporthaceae. Gene Ontology annotation, biological process: endoplasmic reticulum to Golgi vesicle-mediated transport. Bases 1 to 447 code for a protein of 148 amino acids. Gene Ontology annotation, cellular component: Golgi apparatus; membrane. The record is from RefSeq and is a predicted model, not a curated record. Gene Ontology annotation, molecular function: SNAP receptor activity. The transcript has 3 exons.
AUGAACGAACUUGAAGGACAGGACACUGACAGAGCCACAGACUUCACAUUCCACGCCUACGGUCGAUCCGAGGGCGUUUGUGGAAUCAUCAUUUCCGAUCACGCAUACCCAGCUCUCGUGGCUCACCAGCUGCUCUCCAAAAUCGUCGAUGAGUUCCUCGAGGCCAACCCACGGUCCUCAUGGGUAACGGGACAGCCCAAGCUCGCGAUGCCACAACUGAAGGAGUACAUCGAUAAGUACCAGGACCCGCACCAAGCCGACAACAUCCUUAAGAUCCAGAAGGAGCUGGACGAGACCAAAAUCGUGCUCCACAAGACGAUCGAGAGUGUGCUGCAGCGAGGCGAGAAGAUCGACGACCUGGUCCAGAAGAGUGAUGGACUGAGUUCUCAGUCGAAGAUGUUUUACCAACAAGCAAAGAAGCAGAAUUCGUGCUGCUUGGUCAUGUAA